Bursaphelenchus xylophilus (pine wood nematode) is the source of this 2183-nucleotide messenger RNA. The record is from the annotation of a GenBank genome assembly. NCBI's taxonomy places the organism in Eukaryota, Metazoa, Nematoda, Chromadorea, Rhabditida, Aphelenchoididae.
AUGUUGAGGUCGCUCAGUUUUAUCCGAAUUACCAGAUUUUCAUCUGUACGAUGUUUUUCUGCAGUUCGUCCCGAUGUUGUGAGAGAAAUUCCUGCCCAGGUUGAAGUUGAUGGUGUUUGUUAUCAAACGGACGAUUGGUAUAACCUUACUAGGCCUAUCCACAGGCUAUUGGAGGUAACGUUUUACUUUCGGCAAUUUUUGAUUUAGAGACGCACUUUAUCUUUCGCGAUCAAAUGUUGGUAUUGAUGAGGGAAGCUUAAGAUUUGAUGUGAAAGUUGGCUAAAACAAUGUUUUUCCAGAGGAAAAUCCUCACUGACCCUCAGAACCCUUUAAGCCUGCUGAAGCAACGCAUUGUCGACCAUUUCCACAGGAAUCACCGACGGGCCAAUCACAGGACACCAGUUUUUGCUGUUUGUGACUCCGAAAACCGCGUUGUUUCUACUUUCGACAACUUUGAUAGUCUCUUAAUUCCCGAGGAUCAUGUCAGUCGGAGGCCUGCGGACACAUAUUAUGUGAAUAAGGACACCUGUCUGCGUGCUCACACCAGUGCCCACCAAUUUUCUUUGAUUCGCAAAGGAUUAGAUGCCUUCUUGGCGGUCGGAGACGUUUAUCGACGGGAUGAAAUUGACAGGACACAUUAUCCUUGUUUUCAUCAGAUGGAAGGUGAGUUUUUCUUUGUUUUUUAUUGGAUUUUUCGAUUUUUAGGAGUCAGAUUGUUCAGCCAGGAUGAGCUUUUUGGUCGACACAUCAAAUCAGAUUCCCAGGUCUUCGAGAACGGUGAGCAAACUCCGGAGAAACAGGCUGGUCAUUCGAGAGACACUGCUCUAGCACUUCAAGUUCAUCUGAAACAGUCGUUGGAAGCAUUAGCUCGCGAAUUAUUUGGACAAGAAGCCGAGAUGCGAUGGGUUGAUGCCUAUUUCCCUUUUACUCAUCCAAGUUUCGAAUUGGAAGUGAUAUUUGAUGGGAAAUGGGUGGAAGUUUUGGGCUGUGGAGUGAUGCAGCAAGAUCUACUGAGGAAUGCUGGCGCCGGAGACAAGGUUGGAUGGGCCUUUGGACUUGGAUUGGAGAGGUUGGCCAUGAUUCUGUAUGGAAUCCCGGAUAUUCGAUUGUUUUGGACCACCGAUUCGGGAUUCACCCAUCAGUUUGCGAAGUUGAAGCCCAAUGAUAAUAUAAAGUAAGUUGUUGAUAGUUUUUUGCAUAUCUUUGGUCUUGUUUUGUGUGAAUUUACCAAAAAAGUUGGUUGGGAAAAAAGAUAGAGAGAAAAAAGAGAACGAGGCGGUGUGUUUGCAUGGCGCAGCGGUUGGUCUUCCGCUUUUCAUAUGGAAAGUCGGGGGUUCGAACCCCGGCGUCGUCAGUGAUGUUGAAUAACUGUUGUAAUGAGUCCGAGUCACAAGUGGGGACAAUUUUCAUUCCUGAGACUACUUUUACAAUUUGCUUUUUUGCUCUAUUGCUCCUAUAUUGUCGAAAAUAAACAUUUUUUAACAUUAUCUUUUUUAGAUACAAGCCGAUCAGUUCAUUCCCCCAAGCUCAUCGCGACAUUUCUUUCUUCUUGGCCCCAGGCGUCGAGUUCCAUGACAUGCGAUCGGAUUCAUUCGACAUUAUCCGUGAUGUGGGCGGAGACUUGGUGGAACAAGUGGACCUCAUCGAUGAAUUUGAAAACAAAAAGAAGGGCAAAAAAUCGCAGACAUUUCGAAUUGUUUACCGCUCGAAUGACCGGAUCAUGACAAGAGAAGAAGUAAAUGAAAUACAUAAAAAUGUUGAGGAGACGCUGGUAAAACUUCAUGGAGUUCAAAUACGAUGAGGAUUUUAUUAUAUCGAUUACCAUUAGGACGUUGUUGAUUUUUGAUUGUUUGGUAAAAAAAAUUUAAAUUUCGGUGAGACCAUGAGAAUUUAUGAUUCGAAUUUUAUUUGAAAUGACUUAUUUAUAGUGUCCUAAAAUAAUUUUUAUAACUAACGAUCUUCCAAAAUAGAGAUUAGUUUAUUUUUGAUACGUUUUCAAAUGACGGAUUUCUACAAAUUUUAGUCAUAAAUCAGAGGUAUUUCCAGUUGAUUUUUAGCCAAAAUCCAGGAAAAGAACGAGACUCCAAACUUCACAGACGAAUGGACAGCUGUUGGCCAGAGGUCAGUGCGCUCUGCACGGUUUCCCUGUUGAAAAGAAAAGCGAAGAAGAGAGAUAUGAAUAA